This is a messenger RNA of Puntigrus tetrazona (Sumatra barb), 846 nucleotides long. RefSeq lists its product as uncharacterized. Lineage: Eukaryota; Metazoa; Chordata; Actinopteri; Cypriniformes; Cyprinidae. The transcript is spliced from 4 exons. The record is from RefSeq and is a predicted model, not a curated record. Gene Ontology annotation, cellular component: extracellular region. Bases 49 to 420 code for a protein of 123 amino acids. Gene Ontology annotation, biological process: immune response. Gene Ontology annotation, molecular function: chemokine activity.
UAAAUGACAGCAGGCCACUGAGCACUUACACUCACAAACACUUUCAUCAUGACACUGACAGCGUAUGCUUCGCUGGCUUUCACCCUCAGCAUCCUUCUGACAGUCCAACUGGUGGAAAGUCAAUAUGUUCCAAAGACCUGUCAGUGUCCGAAGAUGGAGAAAAGAGUCAGGGGACCAUUUUCAGAUUUCAAAGUCACUCUAAAAGGUCCUAACUGUUUACAAGAUGAGAUCAUAGUCACGCGGCAGAAGAACAGUCUCGUGUGUCUAAGUCCAAAUGGGCCCCAAGGCAAACGACUGCUGACAUGUUGGCAAAGGAUGCAAAUUAAUGGCAAGGACAGCAAAAAAUGUUUACGUCAAAAAAAACAAAAGCAAAGGCGAAAAAACAAGAAGCAGGUUAAACCCAGGAAGGUCAAGUCUUAACCUCAAGUGCUAAAGACACUAAGGCAAAGAAUGUAAGAGAUCCACAGGAGAGAAUACUCUUCAAAGCUUGUGCAAAGCUUUGCACAUAACAAGCAUUUCAUAUGCACUAAACAAGCCAAGGACGUAAGAAAAGGCUCGGGAGGAGUGCACAAGUAUAUUGAGGCCAAAGGAUGGUUUACAAUGAAGACAUGUUACAACAGGGACAUCAUUUAACCUUGACAUGUUACAGAGGGAUGAGUUGAGCCCUAAUAUGUGGGUCUAAUGUACCGGCCAGUGAGAAGACAUUUUUAAAAAAUUGUAUACAUUUAUAUAUUCUUAUUGUUUUCAUAAAUGUAUAUACUCUUAUAAGCAUGUGUUCAGUGAUCACAAAAAUGCUUGUUUUAUAGUUUAUUCUAAAUUAAAAUAAACUUAUUUAAUAAACAUGAA